Messenger RNA from Phragmites australis (common reed), 632 nucleotides. RefSeq lists its product as uncharacterized. The record is from RefSeq and is a predicted model, not a curated record. NCBI's taxonomy places the organism in Eukaryota, Viridiplantae, Streptophyta, Magnoliopsida, Poales, Poaceae. The coding region runs from base 111 to 431 and encodes 106 amino acids. The transcript is spliced from 3 exons.
CUCUCUCUCGAAGGGGAAAAAAAUCAGAUUGAGGGCAAUUAUCUUGUUUUUUCUAGGGUUUGCAGGUUAGGGCAAAAAAGAACUCUUUCUUCAAGGUUUUGCAUGCGAGGAUGAAUUCGGAGAAGGAGCAGGAGACUGAGGACGCUCAUGCCGUGGGGAGGUGCCCGAACUGCGGCUACGGCGCAAGGCUGAAGAAGGUGGUGCCGUCAAGACGCCGGCAAGGCCCCGCGGAAGGAGACUGCAUUUCUCUAUUGAUGCGUGCUUUAGCAGUUGUUGCGAUGUUAAUCUGGUUAAUUAAUUGUGUGACAAAGAUGUAUAUUAAUCUUGGACCUGAAAGGCGAUGGAUCUUCUACUUCGUGGUGAUAGAGGGCAUAGCUGUUAUGGUUGGAGGUGGUCUGUUUCUAUUUUGGAAUACUGAUGAUGAAGAUUAAACGUAUUUCUUAUUUCAACUUAGGCCAUAUUUGGAAUGCAGGAGUUUUUCCCGGUUUUUGCAGGAACCGAAUUCCUACAUGCAACGUAGGCCCUUAUUGUCUUAAUGUAUGUAUUUUGCUAUUUGGUAAGGUGUUGUAUAGGAACAGUGCACUUUGAUAAGUCAUGGUUCAACUUAUGGUGUUUAUGUGAAUGUUGCUAUC